This is a messenger RNA of Vollenhovia emeryi, 5329 nucleotides long. It is a transcript of the gene NAT1, whose product is annotated as eukaryotic translation initiation factor 4 gamma 2. Gene Ontology annotation, cellular component: eukaryotic translation initiation factor 4F complex. The transcript is spliced from 7 exons. Lineage: Eukaryota; Metazoa; Arthropoda; Insecta; Hymenoptera; Formicidae. Bases 347 to 2941 code for a protein of 864 amino acids. Gene Ontology annotation, molecular function: mRNA binding; translation initiation factor activity; protein binding. The record is from RefSeq and is a predicted model, not a curated record.
AACGCUGGCUUGACCAGACGCGUCUCACGGAAGUUGCCGAGCGCGACCGACAGAUUGCGAAAGCGGAGCCUCAGAAACAACAACGGUCGGGCCCUUCCUCAAGGAAGAUCUGUGUGCUGUGAUUUAUCACUAAGGGGGCCAAAACACGCGCAACAACGGACAACCCCACAGGACCGGGGGGUGCUUCUCGUGUCUCGGGAGGAAGGUCAGGGUCCACAAAGUUACCUUGGCAGUAACGCAAAAAUAUAAAAAAAAUAUAUAAAAAAAAACGCGAGAAAGCGAUUACUUAUUACGUCCGCACAAAUCGUUGCGUUGCUACUUGUGACACUGACAUUAGAAAAAUUCGAUGCCUUCCAGGGACGAUAUUCGCUCCCUAUCCACUGAGCAACGCUGGAUCCCUCCUUCAACUGUUAGACGCGAUGCACUCACCCCAGAAAGCCGAAAUGAUCUCAUCUUUAGAAAGGUGCGGGGUAUUCUUAACAAGCUCACACCGGAAAAAUUCGCAAAGCUGAGCAACGACCUGCUCAACGUUGAGCUUAAUUCCCAUGUGAUUCUCAAGGGUGUUAUUUUCUUGAUCUUCGAAAAAGCACUUGAUGAACCCAAGUACAGUUCUAUGUACGCACGGCUGUGCAAACAGCUGUCUGACGAAGCCGCAAACUUUGAACCCCGUAAACCGAUCGAUGAAAGUCAAAAAGGCCAGAGCACAUUCAGAGUUCUUUUACUUAACAAGUGCAAAGACGAGUUCGAAAAUCGUUCAAAAGCAAGCGAGGCAUUCGAGAAUCAAGAUGAGCUUGGUCCCGAAGAAGAAGAGCGCCGGCAGGUGGCCAAGCGCAAGAUGCUUGGUAACAUCAAGUUCAUUGGGGAGCUCGGCAAGCUGGGCAUCGUGUCGGAGCCGAUUUUACAUCGUUGCAUCCAGCAGUUGCUGGAGAAGAAAAGGCGAGGGGGAUCCCGGGGGGACGCCGCGGAGGAUAUCGAGUGCCUCUGCCAGAUUAUGCGUACCUGCGGCCGUAUCCUUGACUCGGAUAAGGGCCGCGGACUCAUGGAUCAAUACUUCAAACGUAUGAACUCUCUGGCAGAGAGUAGGGAUCUUCCUCUACGCAUCAAAUUCAUGCUGCGUGAUGUGAUUGAGUUACGCCGUGAUGAUUGGAAACCGCGCAAGGCCACGAGCACCGAAGGCCCGAUGCCGAUUAAUCAGAUCCGCAACGACAACGAGGAGCCAUCGCGGGGAAACGGUUUCCACAGAGGACGAGAGGAUCGCCUCGGUGCGGAGUUUUUACGAAAAAUGGGACGAGGCGGAUUAGACGUGGAGAUGAUGGGAAGUAUACCACUGACUUCCCCUUCAUUCGGUAUGCCACCACCACCAUUCAGUCCGAAUGGAUUCGCAGGGACUCCUGGUGUUGGUUAUGGCCGACAUAAUCAACGUAAUCAGCCAGGAGCAGGCUACUAUCAAAACCAGAGUCGUCAUCAGAACAAUUACGAAGGAAAACGCAACCAACCGCAACAUAAUUUGCCGCAAAACUUUAACAACAACAGCAAUAAAGAGCAACUUCGAUUCAACAAGAAUAAGAUGCUGAUCGGAGGACAUCCGGAAGAAGUAUCUCUAAGACCGUCAGCCAAUUCAAUGAUGUUUAAACAAACUAACAUCAACUUGAACCUACCUCUCAACAAUGAUUUGUUCCCAGGACGGGGCUCAGACAUGCCUCUCUUGCGUGCUACCGCUCUGAAGCCCAGCUCGCCUUUACUGCACAAAGAGACACCACCUGCUAUCGUGAUCAAACAAGGUCCUGUAGACAAACGGGAGAAGGCUAGGGACAGAAAGGACAAAGGACCGACACGAGAGGAAGUGUUGAAGAAAGUGAAUGCCUUAAUGGACGACCUCGUGUCCCACACAAAUGUGCAAGAUGCUCUGGCAGCUUUCAAAGAUCUUAAGAUACCCGAACGAUUUUUGCGUCACGCGAUCUGCGCGAUGUACGCGACCACGUUGGAUCGUGGAGACUCAGAACGUGAACUCGCUGCCAAAUUCGUGGUUGAAUUGAAAAAGGAGAACUUGCUUACUCUGCAGCAAGUGAACGAGGGAUGGAAGGAAUUAGUGGCCAGUAUUUCGGAGAAGGAGAGUACCGUGCCUUUGGUAGCGUCCCACGUUGCCUUUCUGACAGCUAAGGCCAUAGUGGACAAUUUAAUCCAAUUGACGGAUCUCGCCUCGGAAACAGAAAAUGGACGUCAUCAUCCGCUUUUCUUACUGACCCUACAGCAACUCCACAAGACCCAGGGUAAGGCGAGACUCACGCAGAUCUUCAACGAUAGCAAGGUGGAUCUUAUCAGUCAACUGCCAGAAGCUGAGAAGACGAAGGAACGUUUGGGCGAGAUCUUGGAAGAUCGGGAGUUGACUUUCCUGUAUCCUCUUCUCAGAAUCCAGGGUGAUAUGUGGCGUCAAUUAGAAGCUGAUCCGGCGCCCAACGCUCUUUACAAAUGGAUCAAGGAGAAGCUGGAUCCCCAACAUCAUUCUGAUCCCGCAUUCAUCAAUGCUAUGAUGAAUGUACUUUUCAAGUACAUCACUGGGGAGAUAACAUUGGCGCCCGGUAUUGAUCCGACCGUAAAUCCAGACAAACAACUGCAAGAGAAGGAAAGUGCGUUACUGCAGAAAUAUGCACGCUUCAUUCGCACAUUCCUGACUACCAUCGACUCACAAGUUACGGCUCUUCAUGCGCUUCAAGUGUUCUGCUUCUCGCACAACUUUCCAAAAGGGCUGCUGCUACGAUGGUUCAUAGCACUCUACAACCUUGAAGUCAUCGAAGAGGAAGCAUACCACAAGUGGAGAGACACCGUUACUGAUGCUUAUCCGGGCAAGGGCAAGGCAUUAUUCCAGGUAAACUCCUGGUUAACCUGGCUUGCUGAGGCAUCAGAAGAAGAGGAGGAGGACGACGAGGAUGAAAAGAAUUAAUCACAAGAGCCUCGAGAGCGUUAUUCAGACUACCUAUGAUUUGGAAUAGAGUUUUACUAUCAACUAUAUCGCUGAACCACAGGAGGUGUUUCAGUUUUACUAAUUGAGUUAUCACCAUCCAGAAUUGCAAACAUCUUGUUAGUCUGACUCAAGCCCUCACGCGUGGUUGGAAAAAAAACGGACUUUACAAUCGUGUCUGAAAAGGAAUAAGAUAGUUUGUAGUCAACGAGUGGUAUACGACAGACGUUUCAGGCAAGACGUUUUAGAAUUUUUUUUAGAUAAUUAAAUAUCGGUAUAAUUUAUAAAAUAUAAUAUUGGGCCAGCAGAUAUAAUCAAGAUACUACGCCACUGUAUGGUCGUCGGUACAGAAUGCAAAAAAAAAAAGAAAAAAGAAAAGCACGAGAAAAUUAAUCUGGUCAAUUCUUGUGUUGUCCGAGUUUUUGUCUAGUAUUGUGCAUGUGUCACGUUUUGUAAGUAUCUUUUUGUUCGCGGCAAUAAGUAGAGUCGUUUGUUAUCUCUGUGUACCAAGCAUUACAUUUAUUACAAGGAAUUAUUAUUAUGGUUAUUACCGAUUAUUAUUAUUAUACAUAAUGAUUAUCAAUAACCGAGUUAUAUCUACAACUUUCUAACGAAGACGAGGAAAGGAAAAAGAAAAAAAAACUUACGUCGAAAUUUAUCGGAAACGAAGGGCCGACACUCGGUAGUGUAUCGUAAACAGUGAAGCACUUUCUUUUCGAUGCAGGAAUGAAAUCCUUAGAUCGCAGUCUAGAUACACCAAGUGCGAGCGUUAGAACACCCAUGUUUGCCCGUGUAUCUACUUGCUGCGCCAUUUGAUUUUACUAAGUACUAAUUAAUUACAGUUAUAAUAACAACCAGCAGCCAACAUCACAUCCAUUUAAACGUAAUAAUUAGCGAACACUAGUGACACGACUAAAACUCGUAUUUAAAAGGAAAAAAACGAAUAAAAUAUGCCUUGGUGUAAUUUAUUACAGAUGGCCCUCUGGUUGUUGCGUUGAUGACCGAUCACCAUCACCACCACCGCACCUCACCCUCACCCUCACCUCACCUCACCUCACCUCAGCACACAUUUCCCACCUUGUACAUGCAACGGUUUUUGAUAUCUCGCUCGAUCAUUAAUGAGAUCAAUGCGCGCGAAUCGUCGUCGCGCGUAUUGAUCAAGACGAAUGGAUGGAGAACAAGAUGUGUAUCUUCCGUACCAGAUCGCCGAGUACGAUCGCGGUCGUAUAAUUCUCAAACCGGCUCAAGACGCCAGUAAUUACGAGAGCUCCGUGCAAUAAUAUAUUACGUCUAACUCUCGCUCGAUCGUUUUCUCCUUUCUUCGUUCGAAAUGGAGACACCUAGCUCCUAUACUUUUAGCGCCUUUCAUUUGCUUCCGUAGUAAUCGGCUAGUGUCCCUGUCGCCGAAUCUGUAAAACUAGCGUGUAGAAAUUGAGAAUAACCGACGCCGAGGAAAUUGGGUUUUGUUGUCGUUAUAAGAUAUUGUACAUAUUGUAUUCCUGAUUGUUUCAUUUCUCUUCUAUAUAACUUUUAUCGUCGGCGUCUUUUUCAAUAAAAAUAAAUGAAUAAGAAUACAGGCAAUCGGAGCGUUGAUCCUCGGUUAAGCCUCGUGUCUCCGUUACUUCAUCCGAAUAUGCCAUACUGUCAUGCAUCAUUCACGAGCCAGUUUUGACGACAGCACUCGGAUACACGCGCGUUGAAUGCGAUCGAGCCAGGAUUUUUUCCUUCGCGACCGAAGCGACGGUGUAACAAGUAGAUCGUAACGCGACGACACUUUUGUCGGCAAGGGAUUAGCGAUAGGAAUGGUAGCGUCCCCGUUUUUACCCGAUCCGAGGAAUAUUAAGUACGCUCGGAUCCCGCAAUCAUAGCGGCUUCGAAUGACGCGUGCCGACCACAUCCUCGCUGCGAGGAACCUGCGGGGACCGUUCCGGUCGUUCCCUCGCACGUGACAGAAUAAAGAAGAAAGAUGUUUGUAACGCUAUUGUAAUAAUUAGCGGACAUUCGCUAUAUAUGUUUCCCGUCGACCAACGUUCGCGUUUGCCGAAUUACAGCGCAUCUAUGCGGAUACAUCUCGCUUCCGUUUCGCGAGCGAGCGAGCGCGUGUGUGUAUGUACGGGUGUGUAUGCGUGCGUGUACUUGGACUUUGUUAAUUUACUCUCCCACGCAUAAAUUACAGCUCGGUCGAACGUACGCCACACCAACGAUUGGUCCAUGUGUAACGUGUCUCAGUAUUAUUUCGCAGACGAUCGAACCACGUUACGUAAAAUCUUAGCGUGUUUCCGUUCCUCCCUCCUCCCGCUGGAUAUUAAAACCGAUGAGAAAAAAAAUACCGCAUCCAUUAUCUCUGUCAAUAAAAACUGUUCCUAGGAC